UGUGGAUUCGAAGAACAAUCGUAAUAGAAAUUACGCUUCUUUGUGUUUUUAUCCUAUUUAUAGCGCACGGCAACACUAUUAAUCACCUGUUUCACAACUUCUUGCAAUUGCACGUGCCUUCUCAUUAUCCUCACUAGUAAACAAAUUUCUUCCAAAUAGUUUUCUUCUCAGUUCACAGAAACAAAUGCCUCCAAAAAGUUCAAAUAAGAAAACAACUGCCAAGACAGCAACGUGGUAUCAUUGCGAAAUAUGCGAUGUACAUAUUACAUCAAAGGAUCGCGAGACACACGAGAAAUACUGUCCCAUUAAAAAGGAUUCUACAGAGCCACUGGAAUAUAUCCAUCAGAAAAAAUUAUAUACAGUUGGAGUAGAAAAGCGUUCUUUUAAUGUUGAACAAUUACAAGAUGUGUCGACAAAAUAUAUAAACAACUUAGUUUUCAUUUCGGAAGGUGCUAUGAAACUUACAAAUUUAUACAUCGGCCAAAGAGUGCUAAUAAGACCAGUAGACGCAUCAGAAUCAGUGGGACUGGUGAGAUUAGUUUGGCCCAUACCUGAAAGGUUUCUAACAACAAUCUUUGUCAGCGAAGGAGACUAUAACGAUUAUUGGGCAGAGUUUAGAGAAAAAAAUCUCAAAAUAACUGCACUCCCAGAAGGUUGUGUAUCAGUUGCAAAGUCUGUUGUUCUACGUUUAACACAAGUGUCCGGUGAAACAACAGAACUGGUCGAAGCCCAAGUGAAAGAAGUGGAGCGCUUGCUGAAGUUCGAAAUAAAGAAGUUGAUAUUUACGAAAGACAGUCGUAUUUUCAUGGACUUUUUUAACAAAAAGCUCAGUUUGCAAGUCGUUUCGUGGAGAAGUUUUAUGGAAGAUCCCAGUGUUAAAGAUGUUGAGAUGUCUUUAACCGAAACAUUUGAAAACUUAACGUUGAAGACUGACGCAACCCCAAAAUUUUUCGAAGUAACAUUAGGUACGAAAAUUAAUAUAGAACGAACCAAAUCUGCAGAAAUUAAAGAGCGCUCCCCACAUAUGACUAGUAUAAACAAAAUGGAUAUCGGCGGAUUGGACAACCAAAUUAAGAUCGUUCAAGAAGCUAUGGAUAUCGCUAUGGGACUAAAAAAUGUGCCUGCGGGCGUGAAAGUUUCACGUGCUUUACUUUUGCAUGGUCCGACAGGUUGUGGCAAAAGUUUAAUCUGCGAAGCUAUGUGUUCAAUUAUACAGGAUAAUACUGCUAAAUCAGACAGUGGGAAUAUUAUGCGAAUUAAUACCAGUGAACUGUUCAGUAAAUUUCUUGGUGAAACCGAGAAAAAUCUAAAGGCUAAUUUCGAUAAGGCCUUCGAAAACUAUCCGCAACCAACACUUAUAAUUAUCGAAGACGUGCAUAAUUUGUGCCCAAAAUAUGAAACCAAUGAAAUGACCAAACGUGUCGGAGCCGCAUUUCUAAACAUACUAGAUAUGCUGAACGGUGCGAAGGACCAGGCACAACGCACCUUUUUACUGGCUACCACAUCUCAAAUCGAAACACUCAAUCCGAAUGCACGUCGCUGUGGUCGCUUGGAUAGUGAAAUUGAAAUUGGUGUUCCAACGCCUAAACAGCGCUCUGCCAUUAUUCAUUGUCUGCUGCGCAAAAUUGUACAUACACUUUCCCUAGAUGACGUCAACGCAGUGGCUCAAGUAUUACAUGGCUUCGUCGGCGCUGAUAUAGCCAAUCUUAUAUAUGCAGCAGCUUUGCGUGCAAUGAAAGAUGGUAACCGUGCUCUGAACAUAAAUGACGUGAAUGCGUCACUGACACAUAUUAAACCAUCAGCGAUGCGUGAAGUUCUUAUAGAAAAUCCGAAUGUGCACUGGAGUGAUAUAGGAGGUCAGGCUGAUUUGAAAUUGAAGCUGAAGCAAGCAAUAGAAUGGCCGUUGCUGCAUCCUGAGAAAUUUGAACGUUUGGGCUUAAAACCGCCACGUGGCAUUCUGAUGUUCGGUCCACCGGGUUGUUCUAAAACGAUGAUCGCUAAAGCACUUGCUACCGAAAGCCAAUUGAAUUUUCUUUCCAUAAAAGGACCUGAACUUUUCUCUAUGUGGGUAGGCGAAUCCGAGCGCGCGGUACGUGAAGUUUUCCGAAAGGCACGUCAGGUAUCACCAUCUAUUGUAUUCUUUGAUGAAAUAGAUGCUAUUGGUGGAGAGCGGUCAGAUGGCGGCUCCAGUUCGGGUACAUCCGUUAAAGAACGCGUACUUACGCAGUUACUCACGGAAAUAGACGGUGUGGAGGCUUUGGAGAAUGUCACCAUCGUAGCAGCGACCAAUCGUCCUGAUAUGAUUGACAAAGCACUUUUGCGCCCAGGUCGCUUCGAUCGUAUUGUCUACGUAGGAUUACCUAAUGCGGAAGCACGACAAGAAAUCUUCCGCAUUAAAUUGUUACCUAUGCCGCUAGCCGAUGAUGUAGACAUAAAUUUACUAGUGCAACGCAGUGAAGGCUAUUCCGGUGCCGAGAUACAAGCUGUGUGUCAAGAAGCAGCUUUGAAAUGUUUAGAGGAUAGUUUCGACGCUGAAAGUGUAAAUUGGACGCAUUUUGAAUUCGCAUUAAAUGCGGUGAAACCACGUACAAGUCCGGAACUCUUGGCCCUCUAUGAUGAGUACAAUAAACAAAGCUGAUACCCUCAGUUGCACG
Molecule: messenger RNA, 2654 nt
Organism: Bactrocera tryoni
Lineage: Eukaryota; Metazoa; Arthropoda; Insecta; Diptera; Tephritidae
Product: ATPase family protein 2 homolog
Exons: 3
Coding region: 185-2638 (817 amino acids)
Cellular component (GO): cytoplasm
Molecular function (GO): ATP hydrolysis activity; ATP binding
Source: RefSeq, a predicted model, not a curated record